Molecule: messenger RNA, 558 nt
Organism: Amoebophrya sp. A25
Lineage: Eukaryota; Dinophyceae; Syndiniales; Amoebophryaceae
Source: the annotation of a GenBank genome assembly
AGUAGUGUUACCCAUGGUGGACGUGACGAUAGCGAAGACGAACCUUUCGUAGGUUCGACGUCUGUACUUGACGCAUCCGUGCAGUCUCGUCGAGAGAUGCUACGCCUCGUCCAGCAACACGAUCCGGAACUGAUCCGCAUGUGCCUCCGCGACAUUCCACUAUCCGCAGAGGAGUACAGGGAUUACCUCAGGCACGAACAAUUCAACUUAUGGAUAGCAAUUUUUUUUGUAGUGCGAGUCAGUCCCGAACAUAUAGCAUGAAUAUGAAAAUCACGAGCUGCCAAUUUGGCAAACUCAAGGUUCUCCACCAGGAGUCUCUUCAAGUAUAGCAGACUAGCCAUCGAUGAAUAGGUGGAUCAUCAUGCACAAUUCCAUGUCAGGACUACUACCUAGGUGACAUCACAGCGUACGACGAGCUUGCGCUCUGAGCUACUGGGAUCUCCCCAGUAAAAGUAUCUAUCACACCAGUUGUGUAGUACGAUCAGCGCUAAUGAACCGUGCAAACAAUUACCAAGCGCAACUUCUGCACGAGCGAGUUUUCCGGGACUUCUAUUGUCA